Sitophilus oryzae (rice weevil) is the source of this 3305-nucleotide messenger RNA. Its product is annotated as nuclear receptor-binding protein homolog. The record is from RefSeq and is a predicted model, not a curated record. Lineage: Eukaryota; Metazoa; Arthropoda; Insecta; Coleoptera; Curculionidae. The coding region runs from base 478 to 2106 and encodes 542 amino acids. Gene Ontology annotation, biological process: intracellular signal transduction; protein phosphorylation; endoplasmic reticulum to Golgi vesicle-mediated transport. Gene Ontology annotation, molecular function: protein serine/threonine kinase activity; ATP binding. The transcript is spliced from 11 exons. Gene Ontology annotation, cellular component: endomembrane system; cytoplasm.
ACGACAGCGGCAGGUAAAGCAAGGCUGCGAACUCCGGUCCUCGAGUCGAUUGCCAGCAGACAGUAUAAUCAUUAUUCCGUGCUUUGGAUGUUCAUUAAUACACUUCCAGUCCGUUUACUAUAAACUUGUGUUUAGUUGUGCCGUGUUUGCCUACGAACUUUCGUCGUGAAACAACACAGUUCAGUUGUUAUUCCUACACAGACUGAUUGUUGAUAUUUUUUGUGUGCGGUAGUGGCCUGAAAUGCAUCGAUAGUCUACUUGACUCUGCGUACAGUGUGUUUGAUAAUAAUAUUUAUAACAACCAGUGCUAUUUAUAAUACAGGAACUGUUUCCCACUUCUGUGCAUAUAGGAACAUCAGGGUAAUGAGGAAGUAAUGCCCUAAUGGAAUACCGUUCAUUCAAGCUGACGGAUACGUUUUUUUCGACAAUACCAGUGCUCUUACGGGAUAGGAUUAGUUUAAUCAAGACACCAGUAUAAUGUCGGGAUCACUAAUGAACAACGACGACCACAGGUUGAAUCGGGAGAGCGGAGACGAUUCGGAGGACGAAAGCGAGAUCCUGGAGGAAAGUCCUUGCGGAAGAUGGCUAAAAAGGCGAGAAGAGGUAGAACAACGCGAUGUUCCCGGUAUCGACUCCGCCUUCCUGGCCAUGGACAUGGAAGAAGGUGUGGAAGUUGUCUGGAACGAGGUGCAGUUCUCCGAGAGGAAGAACUUCAAAAACCAGGAGGAAAAGAUACAGAGCGUGUUCGAAAACUUGACGCAGCUGGACCAUCCGAACAUCGUCAAGUUCCACCGCUACUGGACCGAUACGCAUAACGACAGACCCAGGGUUAUCUUCAUCACAGAAUAUAUGUCAUCUGGCUCGUUGAAACAAUUCCUCAAGCGCACCAAACGCAACGUCAAAAGAAUACCCCUACCCGCGUGGAGGAGAUGGUGCACUCAAAUCCUCUCAGCCUUAAGUUACUUGCAUUCCUGUACGCCGCCAAUCGUCCACGGCAAUCUGACCUGUGAUACCAUAUUUAUUCAACACAAUGGACUCGUCAAGAUAGGCUCAGUGGCGCCCGAGUCCAUCAACCAUCACGUGAAGACGUGCGCGGACGAGAUCAAGAAUUUACAUUUUGUCGCUCCGGAACACCCCAACAUAAGCCCCGCGCUGGACAUCUACGCGUUCGGCAUGUGCGCCCUGGAAAUGGCCGCCCUGGAGAUCAUCGGCAACGGCGACUCCGGCAAGCGGGUGACCCAGGACAACGUGCGGCAGACCAUCGACCAGCUCGAGGAUCCCGAACAGCGCGACUUUAUCGAGAAGUGCCUGCAGAUCAACCCGGAGGACAGGUGGACGGCCAGGCAGUUGCUGUUCCAUCCGUUGCUGUUCGAGGUUCACAGCCUCAAGUUGCUCGCGGCUACGGUGUUGGUCAAGAAUUCAGGUAAAAUAUCCAACAUAUCCGAGACCAUUACCGACGAACUGAUGCAAAGGUGGUACGGCCCGGAUGUGAUAGUGGCUGAGUUGACUCGAAACAGCGAACUGCAGCAAAUCAGAAUGACAGACGUCACUGUCAACGAAAAGCUGGAAAAGUUCGUCGAAGAUGUCAAGAACGGUAUCUAUCCACUGACGGCUUUCAGUGCCAAACAGGCUCCACUGGUCCGAUCCAGGGCCAUAUCACCGGAAAUGGCGGAAUCUGUCAAAUCCGUCACGCCCGAACCGACUGAUGUAGAAAAUAGGAAAAUAGUUAAUAUGAUGUGUGAUGUUAAGUCCAAAGAAGAAAGCUGUGAUUUAUUGUUGACAAUUGUUUUGCGUAUGGAUGACAAGAUGAAUAGGCAUUUAACUAGUUGUAUUUCUCCAAAAGAUAACCCCAAAAUACUUGCACAAGAAUUAGUACAUUACGGUUUUGUAAAUGAGGAGGAUCGCGAAAAGAUCGCUACACUGAUAGAGGAAACGUUACUGAAUACCUCAUCGGAUCAGAACAGUUCAACGACGAACCAAGACAAUGAUAGCAAAAACGUAGCGAAUUCUAUAACAACCGUUCCAAACACCACACAACCGGCAAUGGUGACGUCGCUGCCGAACUCAGUGGCGUCCGCCAAGGUGCCGAUGCACACCACCAGUUAGUAACAGAGUGACGACGCGACCCCCUCCCAGGAGGCUCCUCCGUGCCGCCAGUGGAGCAGUCGCGUCCUUGCCACUUCUACUACUACUACUUCAACUACCCGUCGCCCUGAUAACGGCAACAGCGCAUUCGCGCCAGUCUCGAUGGACCAGUAACUCGUCUCCACGCGAGACGAACAAAAUAAAACAGAGAAGAGAGUUGGCCGUCUUAACAGGGUCUUGUGAUACUAAGAGAUAGAAAUCGCGUUUUGUAUAAAUGAUUUAUAUAUAAUAGAUAUAUUGGGGGUGAUAUAUAACAAAUAGUAUACAUAUAUAAACUUUUUCGAAAGAGUGAGAGAGAGAGAGGGAAGCGAGAAAGAGAGAGAGAGAUACGCUGACUUGUACGAAACACGAACACCUUAAAAUUUUCGUCUACUCCAAAGUUUAAUAUAUUUAGAUCUAGUUGAUCGAUUUUGAUGAUUUUUUAAGCGUUUUUAAGCUGAAUUAUUUGACUUUUCAGCCUCUUUUUUAUAUUAUAAAUUAAAGUUCCUAUCUGUCUAUUAUACGAGGGAAAGCAAAACAUUGUUAUUUUGGCGAAAGUUUAAAACGCUCUGUAGAAUGUUUUAACAAUUUGAUGAAUUUAAAAACGACUUUAUCAUUAAGGAGCUUCUUUUCUCUAGAGUUUGUUUUUUGAUUAAUCUUGAUAGCAUAGAAAAAAACAAAAAAAACGCUAUUUUAUAGGUUAUAGGUGUAUUAAUGAGGGCCAAAAGAAAAACCGUGCUUUUAGUGCUAAAAUUGUUAUUAAUUGUUACAGCCUUCUUCAAAAGCAAGUAUCUCCAACAAAAAUAAAGCUGUUGAGAUGAAACAAAAGACAAAGUAUCGAGAAAAGAUGCAUCUCCAAGAUAAAGCAGUUUUUAAAAUCCUUACUAUGUUAAAUCAUUCCACAGGGUGUUUCAAACUUUCUCCAAAAAAAAACAACAUUCUGUUCUCCUUCGUAUAAAAAACAAAUAGAAAUUUUAAUUUUUAAUUCAGAAAGAGGCUGUAACAAUUCAAAUGAUUUAGCUACAAAUUGCCUAAAAAUUCAUCGAAAUCGGUCGACUAGAACAAAAAAUAUUUAACUUCAAAGAAGAUGAAAAUUUUAAGGUUUCUGUUUUUCGUACAGAGGUCUUAAGGAGAGAAAGAUACUACUACGUUUUUUAAUUCGAGGUUAGUUUUAUUACGAA